GAUGGACUAUGAUUUCAAAGUGAUGCUGACCGGGGAGAGAGAACGUGUAGAGGACCUGUUUGAAUAUGAGGGAUGCAAAGUGGGGAGAGGCACCUACGGCCAUGUAUAUAAAGCAAAGAGAAAAGAUGGGAAGGAUGAUAAGGACUACGCCCUCAAGCAGAUUGAAGGCACUGGCAUCUCCAUGUCUGCCUGCAGAGAGAUUGCAUUACUGCGGGAGCUGAAGCAUCCUAAUGUGAUCUCACUGCAGAAGGUGUUCCUGUCACACGCAGACCGCAAAGUCUGGUUGCUCUUCGACUAUGCCGAGCAUGACCUCUGGCACAUCAUAAAGUUCCACAGAGCGUCCAAGGCCAAUAAGAAGCCCCUACAGCUGCCCAGGGGGAUGGUCAAGUCCCUGCUUUACCAGAUCCUGGACGGCAUCCAUUACCUUCACGCCAACUGGGUCCUACACAGAGACCUGAAACCUGCCAACAUCCUAGUGAUGGGGGAGGGGCCAGAGAGGGGUCGAGUAAAGAUCGCGGACAUGGGCUUUGCCCGCCUCUUUAACUCACCACUGAAGCCGUUAGCAGAUCUGGACCCUGUGGUGGUCACCUUCUGGUACAGGGCACCAGAGCUACUGCUAGGUGCCAGGCACUACACCAAAGCCAUCGACAUCUGGGCUAUUGGCUGCAUCUUUGCCGAGCUGUUGACAUCUGAGCCCAUCUUCCACUGUCGCCAAGAGGACAUCAAGACCAGUAACCCCUACCACCAUGACCAGCUGGACCGCAUCUUCAACGUCAUGGGCUUCCCUGCUGAGAAGGACUGGGAAGACAUCAAGAAGAUGCCCGAACACUCCACUCUGAUGAAGGACUUCAGACGGAACACGUAUACAAACUGCAGCCUAAUAAAAUACAUGGAGAAACACAAAGUGAAACCAGACAGCAAAGCAUUCCACUUGCUCCAGAAGCUGCUGACCAUGGACCCGAUCCGCAGGAUCACGUCUGAGCAGGCCAUGCAGGACCCUUACUUCCUGGAGGAACCACUGCCCACCUCUGAUGUGUUUGCAGGCUGCCAGAUCCCCUACCCAAAGAGGGAGUUCCUGACAGAGGAGGAGCCAGAGGACAAGGCAGAGAAAGUCAGAAAUAAGAACCAGCAGCAGCAGGGGAACAACCACACCAAUGGGGCGGGGCACACUGGUAACCCUGACAAUAGCCAUGCCCAGGGCCCGCCCCUAAAGAAGGUGCGAGUGAUCCCGCCAGUCACUACCUCAAGUGGCCUCAUGACCUCAGACUAUCAGCGCUCCAAUCCACAUGCUGCCUACCAGAACCCCGGACCAAGCACAUCACUGCCCCAAAGCAGCAUUGGAUACUCCUCUACCUCCCAGCAGCCCCCGCAGUACUCACACCAGACCCACCGCUACUGACCCCUGACCUCUACCCACCCCUCGCCAUGCCCGCGAGGGAGAAUGUACUAAGGGAAGUGGGUGUGUCUAUGGCAACAGCCCACCGGUCCACCCUCACUGCAGCAGUCCAUUAGCCCAGUAUGUUAAUACAAUAUACUCAUUCUAAAAGAAUAUGACAUAACGCAACAACAUCAGCCAUGACAGAACAUGACAUAAUGCAACAACAUCAGCCAUGACAGAACAUGACAUAACGCAACAACAUCAGCCAUGACAGAACAUGACAUAAUGCAACAACAUCAGCCAUGACAGAACAUGACAUAAUGCAACAACAUCAGCCAUGACAGUACAUGACAUAACGCAACAACAUCAGCCAUGACAGAACAUGACUUCAAUUCAACCAUGACCAACACAUGGAGACUAAACCAAGAGAAAGAUGGAGAAGGAAGAACAGAUGCUGUCAGUUUGUUGUUUCCCUCGUUCCUUCCUCUGUGGUUCAAGUUAUCGUCGCUGCACGUUUGUGACCAUUACAAAGUUAACCUUCAGAACUGGAACUUAACUACAACCACAAGACCAACAAACAGAAGGUGGAACCGGGGCUCCCCUCUUCCCUUACCCUCCUUUCCUUCUCUCCUUACCCCUCCACCAAUGCUCUACCCCUUUCCAUCCGGAUUCCCCUCUUCCUGUUGAAGCUUCGAUGAGACUAAAGCUACUAUGUGACUGUCUCUGUCCCUCUGUCUGUGUGUCUGUCCGCCCUUCCAUGGGCAUCUUCGUUGGGGACCGAAUUGAGCUGCUGACAGGAGCAUUCUGGGAGUUUGUGGGGCCCCGCCCACAGCUCUGGUUGAGGGCUUUAUUGAGAAAAAACAAACAAAAACAACAAAGGAAUAAAAAAAAAAUACGAUUUUAGUAGUUUAUAAUUUAAUCUGUUUUGUUUUCACACACACAAAAAGUGGUGAAGUAGCUUCUGUUGUGCUGAGAGAGAGCUGCCGUUUUUAUCGCUGUGGGCAAAGCCUUAUCUUCCUGAUGACAAACCAACACAUUGUGUAGAGGAUGGCAUAUGGGACAUGCAUUUUUACUGUAUUGAAAUAUUUUACAUGACGCAAGUAUCCUGACAAUAAAAGUGGUAAUGUUGA
Molecule: messenger RNA, 2508 nt
Organism: Oncorhynchus tshawytscha (Chinook salmon)
Lineage: Eukaryota; Metazoa; Chordata; Actinopteri; Salmoniformes; Salmonidae
Product: cyclin-dependent kinase 8
Exons: 13
Coding region: 2-1399 (465 amino acids)
Biological process (GO): protein phosphorylation
Cellular component (GO): nucleus; mediator complex
Molecular function (GO): cyclin-dependent protein serine/threonine kinase activity; ATP binding; RNA polymerase II CTD heptapeptide repeat kinase activity
Source: RefSeq, a predicted model, not a curated record